GGGCGUAAGCUCUUUUUUUGGUUGGCUUUUGCUCUCAUCUUCAAGGCGCAAUGGCGUCCCAAGGUUCUACUAUUCACUCACGACGACGGCAAGGCAGAGGUCGGGCUGGCUCAUUGCACCGCAUCGAGACUGACCCUGGCCACCAUCUAACAGGCCCAUUCAUGGCACAAACCCCUAUCGGUUCAAAUACCCCCGAUUCCAACGGUUCCCCUGUAUCACUCAAAGGAAGCGGGUUCAACCAUACCAAGCAUGCAGAAGGCUUCUUGGCUGAUCUCAAGAGCGCCAGAUGGGUGGUAGAGCCUGCUUCAUCCCUCAAGUUACUCAUGAUUCCUGUUAUAUUAUACCUAAACUGGCAUUUUCUUAGCCCAUAUGUCUCUCCUAACUCCCCCAAUCCCUUCGAGCCGAUGUUGUUCAUCUCCCACCGUGUCCCUUCGUCACCGGACGACAAACCUCUAUAUGCAAAAGGCUAUUUCGACUUACUGUUUAUCGCAUACUAUGUCAUAUUCUUCUCAUUUUUGCGACAGUUCAUUACCAUAAUCAUCUCUCAGCCUGUUGCAAGGUACUUCGGCAUCAGGAAGCAAGGAAAGUUGGACAGAUUUGGUGAACAAGGUUAUGCACUAGUGUAUUUCGCUGUGAUGGGCGCAUGGGGUCUUCGUAUAAUGUCACAAUUGCCUACUUGGUGGUAUCGUACAGAUUCCUUUUGGAUAGACUAUCCUCAGUGGCAAAUGCAUCCAGAGCUAAAGCGUUACUACCUAAUGCACUCCGCCUACUGGUGUCAACAGUUCAUAGUCCUCCUACUUCGUCUCGAAAAGCCACGGUCAGAUUAUACAGAACUAAUUGCACACCACAUUGUCACGUUGUGGUUAAUUGGGUGGAGUUAUCUAGUCAAUCUCACCCUUAUAGGUCAUGCUGUUCACAUGAGCAUGGAUAUCCCUGAUGCUUUCUUGGCUUUCUCGAAGUUAUUGAACUAUAUCCAGUGGGAAAAAUCCAAGUCUAUUGCUUUUUUGGUAUUUAUUUGUAUUUGGACAUAUUUCCGACAUUGGUUGAACCUUGUCAUAUUGUGGUCAGUCUGGUAUGAGUUUGACUUAAUACCAGAAGCGUCGAGAGCAUGGAUACCAGAAAAUGGAGUAUGGCUAACGUGGUGGAUGAAAUAUCAAAUAUUUACCCCCCUCGUGCUUCUUCACAUGCUGAACAUCUUCUGGUCCUUCUUGAUGUGGCGUAUUUUGAUACGUUCAAUUAAGACUGCUGUGACGGUCACAGAUGAACGAUCUGACGACGAGGAUGACGAUGAGGAUGAUUAGAAGAAUGAUCAAGCUUAACAAACGACAGUGCUUGUCGAGUUACAUAUUAGAUCAACGAAUUCUUUCUUUGAUACCUUGGAUAUCCACCAAUAUAAAACUAACGAUAACCGAAGUAAAUAUCCUGGAGAUAAAUAGGAGCAAGCGUACAAAUACCCUUCACAUUCAUAUUCAUUUUUCUUCUACUUCUUUCUUUCUAGGAACUGAUUUUAGCAGCAGCAUUUUCGGUUGUCUUUGUGUCGUCAUUAUCAUUAGUGUUUGUUGGGGGAGUACGUAGCUCUCCGGUUUUCAAAUUAUACCCUGAAUACGAGGCAAAAAGCCCUUCCUGGUCUGAAAAGUCAUCUUCAUCUUCCCAAGCUUGAAAUUGCACUUUGACGCCAGCUCCAACGUGAGAUCCAUUGAUAGAGUUGGCGGUGUCUGUGCGAUUGGGCCAACGUUUCUCUCGUUGUAUGUCCAAGGGAUCACCGGACGCCAUCGCUGUCAAGGCCUGUAGUGUAUG
This is a messenger RNA of Serpula lacrymans var. lacrymans S7.9, 1797 nucleotides long. RefSeq lists its product as uncharacterized. Gene Ontology annotation, biological process: ceramide biosynthetic process. The record is from RefSeq and is a predicted model, not a curated record. Bases 51 to 1301 code for a protein of 416 amino acids. Gene Ontology annotation, cellular component: membrane. Gene Ontology annotation, molecular function: sphingosine N-acyltransferase activity. The transcript has 11 exons. Lineage: Eukaryota; Fungi; Basidiomycota; Agaricomycetes; Boletales; Serpulaceae.